UAUAUGUGCCAGUAAAAAUGAAUAUCUUUAAAGUGCAGAAAGAAUUUUUUAUUUGAUAUGCAUAAAGUUUAUCAGGUCAGAGACAUGUAAGGAGAUUUUUUUACGGUUUUUUUUGUUUUUGUUUUUUAAAACUUUUCUGUUUUAAACUUCGUGACUGUUUAAAGACAAAAAAUGGCUAACCUGACAGGCCAUUUUGUUUAAUAAACCUAAAAGCCAGAAACGUUUUUCUUCUGUUUCUUGUGUUAAGGUUAAAGGUAUCCGUAAGCCAUAAAUCUAAUUUUUUACAUAUCAUUAAUACAGCUAGAUUUUGUUCAAAAUGGCUGCACACAGCUUCAAGAAAACCUGUUGAUGUUUUUACGGGUUAACAACUAGUUUUAUAGAUAUAGCGAAUGAUUAGGAUAAUAUGGUAUACCUUUUUACUGAUGAAUUCUGUAUAAUAUACCCUAGAGAAAGUAGAACACAACCGAUUCGAAGAAUGAUGUAAAGAAACUAUUUCUUUAACUAAAGUAGUGUUGCUAUGGUGGUGUGCAAAUUCUUCUUGCAAGGCACCUGCAAAUUUGGAAACAACUGUCGCAAUGAACACACAAAAGAUGGCAACAGUUUUAUGAGAUCCUCAACAUUUGGGCAGUCAGAUCGAUAUCAUUUCAAUGCAGGAAAGAGUCCUGCAUUUGGAGGGAAUAGUUCGCUUUUUGGGCAGAAUAAAUCUACGAAUUCAACUGAACAGAGCCUUAUAACAUUAAUUCGUAAAGAAUUACAGGAUUGGGAAGUUAGCAAAUUAUGGCCGCUUUCGUGUUUUGCAGCACAAAAAGAUCAACAAUGUUUACCAGGUCUUCAAGAUACAUCUCCUGAGGAACUACGAAUAGAAGCGUACAAGUGCAUCGCGACCGGACAGCUCAAGCCUUAUUUAGAUGGCUUGGCAACUCUGAGUAGCAAGACCAUGACCAGAAGGAAUCAACUGAAAUCUAUGAACGAUCAACAACUUAUUCAAGAAAUCAACGCUGCCAGCUCAACGCCCUCUUCCGGCGAUCUCUUUUCGAGGCAACCGACAAGCUUAUUCAGCACGCAACAAGGUUCAAGCGGCUUGUUCAACACAAGCUCAACGGGCUUAUUUGGAUCCGGUGGCCAAAAUAAAUCUUCUGGCCCGUUUGCGUCUGCAUCUCAAAACAUAUCAGGCGGUCUUUUUGGUCAAAAUACAUCCUCGUCUCUCGGGGGCGGACUAUUUGGAUCGUCCAGUAACGCCCCGUCAAACCCGUUUGUAAAAUCUAAUAACUCGACUGCUGUGUUCGGUGGCAGUACAGGCUCUGGAGGCAGCACUUUAUUUUUUAACAACCCAGCGACACCAUCUGCUGGAUUGUUUUCGAAGAACACCGGUGGUGGAUUAUUUUCAAGUACCAACAACAGUUUAUCUUGCGUCCUCGGUCCAGACAAACCAGUGAAUGCUUUUCCCACUCCGUCCGGAAUUUCUACGAAUCCAUUCGGAGCAUCGACAAGUACCGGUUUGUUUAGCUCACUACAAACUCAGGGAAGUGGAGGGUUGUUUGGCGGGUCGCAAAAUACAGGCGGUGGAGGGUUGUUUGGCGGGUCUACUAGUGGUGUGUUUGGUUCAUCGCAGUCAACAAGUAGAGGGAAUUCAUUGGGUUCGUCCAAUUCCAGCAGUGGUGGAGGGUUGUUUACUUCGCAACAGACAAAUGUAGCUGCCAAUACUUCAUCAACUCAGCAAACUUCAUCCGCACCUGUUAACCCAUUUCUAUCACAAGCGAUGAAAGAGAAAAAAGCGCAACAACAACAACAGUACCAACAACUUCAACAACAACAACCUGCUGGAGCGUCUCAGUCCAUUGUAAAAAUUCCAGAAAUAACGCCCGAAGAUUUGGCUAAAUUCCAGGCGGAUAAAUUUAUACUUGGGCAGAUACCGACGUGCCCACCUCCACCAGAAUCGUGCACGUGAAAUUCUUGCUGGUAGAAAAUUGGUGAAAUAAUAUGGCGGACGUUCAAGUUAAAAAUUUAGUUUCACUGGAAAUUGAAAGUUUUAUUACUUAUGGCGAGUAGGAAUAAUGAUACCUAUCAGAUGGUUAUGCUCGAAAUUUAAAAAAACAUGGAAACUAAACUUUUUUUAAGCUACCGAUUGCUUGGGAACUGUCCUGCUUCAAGAGAUUUUUUUAUAAAAAAUUGAAUUUAAUGAGUAAUUGAUAUAAGAAUAGUCAAUAUUCACUAAGAACUCUUGUGUAUAAAUAAUUGUAUAUUAAUUGUGACGACAUGAUGAUUAUUUGCGUUAUUAUCGAUGCCAACUUUGUACGUUGUGUUAAUGAAAAUGGAGAAAUUUUAGUACGCUUUUAACACGCCAAACGCCAAAAGUUCAGCGUUUGCUGCAUGCUAAAGUAUGGGCUUUUCUUCUUAGUAAAUAAUACGAAACAAACGUUUCAGCUUAGGUUUCAGAAAUAACAGCUAUGGGUAACCGAGGGUUUUUUGUUUUUUAUUCACGUUUAUUUUUUUUAAUCAUGUGGUGAGUCUUUAGGUAGUUUACUACAGUUAUGUUAAAUAUAUUUUUAGACAAUAUUGACGUUAAAUUUGGUAGCAUAAAUUGAAAUUGCUGUUUUUUUUAUUCAUGUGAGGGAUUUGAUAUAAAUUCAUUUUUAAUGCUUCUUGA
Molecule: messenger RNA, 2647 nt
Organism: Hydractinia symbiolongicarpus
Lineage: Eukaryota; Metazoa; Cnidaria; Hydrozoa; Anthoathecata; Hydractiniidae
Exons: 9
Coding region: 518-1948 (476 amino acids)
Molecular function (GO): metal ion binding
Source: RefSeq, a predicted model, not a curated record